UGGGAUCUUGCUUUGAGAGAGCAUGCCCAUGUCAAUAAAAAAGAAGAAACCAGCGGAUGUCGCGCUAAACAACAGCAGCAUGUUUAAGCUUGAUCAGCUGUUGUUAGAAUUUAUUUAACAUUAAUUUCUAGUGUCAGCUGAUGUUUGCUGGAGCUACAGCUGUAAAAGCUGCUGGUCAUGAUGUCGGUUUGGAUAUCUGAGAGGGAAACAUGAAGAUGAAUCCAGGAGAUGUCCUUACUGAAUCAUCAGAGCUGAACAGAGGGGAUUGUACGAUGAGGCCCUCAGUAGCUUUUUCCGAAAUGUGGAUUCCAGGAAAAGUGACGGGGCUGCAUUUGCUGUUGGUGGGAGAAUCCAACACCUGAAGGCCAGGGCGGUCCUGGUGGACAUGGAAGAGGGUGUGGUUAACCAGAUCCUGCAGGGCCCGUUAAGAGAAGUGUUUGAUAGCACGCAACUACUCACAGACGUGUCAGGUUCAGGCAACAACUGGGCAGUUGGAAACAUGACGUACGGCUCGGCCUACAGGGAGAAGAUAGUGGAUAAGCUCAGGAAGGCAGCAGAGCAAUGUGACUGUCUGCAGUGCUUCUUUCUCAUUCACUCUAUGGGAGGAGGUACUGGCUCUGGCCUGGGAACCAGAGUGCUCAGCUUGCUGGAGGAGGAGUUCCCUGAGGUGUGUCGCAUUGUCACCUCCAUCUAUCCAUCUGGGGAAGAUGACGUAAUCACCUCACCAUACAACAGUGUCCUUGCCAUGAACAAGCUCACAGAGCACGCUGAUUGUGUCCUGCUAGUGGAAAACCAGUCAUUGGUUGACAUUGUGAACAAGAUUAAAGUUAUGUCUCAUGGUACAAAGCCCGGUUUAAAUAUCAAGAGAAACAGCGCAGUCACCUCUGGACAGGGAGGCCUCAGUGGGGCAGAAAAACCCUUUGAUGCUAUGAAUAACAUUGUGGCUAACCUGUUGCUCAAUAUUACCAGCUCAGCCCGUUUUGAGGGCUCCCUCAACAUGGAUCUGAAUGAGAUUGCUAUGAACCUGGUGCCCUUUCCUCGUUUACACUACCUGGUGCCCAGUCUCACACCCCUCUACACAUUAGCAGAUAUUAAUGUGCCCACAAGGAGACUGGAUCAGAUGUUCAGCGAUGCCUUCAGUAAAGACCACCAGCUAAUACAAGCUGACCCGAAGCACAGCCUGUACCUGGCUUGUGCCCUCAUGGUCAGGGGUAAUGUGCAGGUUUCUGAUGUCCGCAGGAACAUCGAGAGACUGAGACCAUCACUGCCCUUUGUCUCAUGGAACCAGGAAGGCUGGAAGACGAGUCUGUGUUCAGUGCCUCCUGUGGGACACUCCCACUCCCUGUUAGCUCUGGCCAACAACACCUGCGUGAAGCCCACGUUCAUGGAGCUCAGGGAACGCUUUACCAAGCUCUACAGGAAGAAGGCUCACUUACACCACUACCUGCAUGUAGAAGGGAUGGAGCAGAGCUUCUUCUCAGAGGCCAUUGCCUCUCUCAACUCACUGAUUGAAGAAUAUCAUCAUCUGGAUGCCACCAAGGCCAGACUCACGCCUGAUGCACCCAGACUCUCCAUCGCCAGAUGAAGGUCUGCUGUGCUGUGAAUCUGGGAAUCAAACUCAACGUUAUCUAAUUUAUGUCAUGGUCAAAGUGUUCCAAACAUCACUUAAAGAGAACAUCAGUUUAAUCUACUCUAAAGCUUCUAUUUGCUUUUCCAAGCUCCCUGAUUGUUCUGUUAUGAGGUAAUGUUAAAGCUAGUACACUGGCCAUAUUCCUUGUUGUUAGUGCACAUACCUGUCCUGAAGAGUGCUUCAUAAAACCUUGUUUUGUUUUGUUUUUUAAUGAUCUGUCGUUCUUCUUUCUCAAAAUUAGUUUUGUUUUUGUCCUUUUGGAGGUGCAAAACUGUUACUAAGGGAGAAUUAAAGUGUAUGUAUGUUUCAGUCCUUAGUUUCUCACAGCGGGGCUCGCACUACUCUGCGUCUCU
Molecule: messenger RNA, 1983 nt
Organism: Pelmatolapia mariae (spotted tilapia)
Lineage: Eukaryota; Metazoa; Chordata; Actinopteri; Cichliformes; Cichlidae
Gene: tube1
Product: tubulin, epsilon 1
Exons: 12
Coding region: 386-1585 (399 amino acids)
Biological process (GO): mitotic cell cycle; microtubule cytoskeleton organization
Cellular component (GO): microtubule; cytoplasm
Molecular function (GO): GTP binding; structural constituent of cytoskeleton
Source: RefSeq, a predicted model, not a curated record